AUGGGGAAUUCUGUGCCAGAUUGGGAAUAUCUACUAGAACUCUGUCUUCUUAUAGUUCUUGAGAAAAUAGAUGAACCCAUCAGUCGGGUUCAAUUUGGUGCUAGGCGAUCAUCCCCAAAUCUAGUUCCAAUGCUGAUGGUUCCAUCCAAAAAGAGCGCCACAAAGCAAAAAGUAUACAGCCUACAAGCCAAAUCAAAAGUCGCUAAGAUUGAAUUUCCCAAGCCUUAUACACGGAGAUACUUUGGUUCUUGUUAUGGUUGGAUAGCCACCGUGGAUAAGAGCUUUAAUAUAACUCUUUCAAAUCCUUUUAAAAAUCUUGGCAUUCAUCUUCCUCAGUUUGAUAGCAUGGCAUAUGAUAGUGGGCCCUACACAUAUAAAAUUCAAAAGGUUGUGUUAUCAGACGAUCCCUUGUUGCAUCCGAAUAAUUUUGUAGUUGUUGUAAUUUAUAGUGUGUAUGGCAGGGUAGCCUUCUACAGACCUUGCCAAGAAAAUUGGAUAUACAUGGAUGUCGAUGAAGAUCAAUCUCUUAUCAGUGAUAUUCUUUUCCAUAAAGGUUUGGUUUAUGCUAUAGGGGAAUACAACAAUCUUGUAUCAUUCGAUGUUAAUGGUGUAGAAGAUGAUGAAAGUUCAAAGCCACCAAAAUUGAACACACUCGUGCCAAAAAUUUUAAAGCUUGAGAAUUAUUUACAUAAAGUAUAUCUUGUUAAGUCAUCUAUGGGAAAUUUAUACUCCAUCCAUAAACAUUUUGAUUUUGAAAAGGUUGGUGAAAGAAUGGCUCAUUGGACAAAAAAAUUCACAGUUUUCAAGUUGAUUUUAGAUUAUGAAAACGGAAAAUUCUUAGAAAAGAAAGAGGUAGAGAGUAUAGAUGGAGAUAUAGUUUUUGUGAGUGAUAAUAAUACUUUAGCAGUUUCAGUUUUGGAUUUUCCCGGAGGCCAGCCUAAUUCUAUAUAUUUCACAGAUGAUUUUAUUGAUUGGGAUGCAUAUGAGUCAACCACCAUGGCCUGUAGGGCUUCAGGAAACGAAAUCUAUAUUCCCAACACCAAGAGCAUCCCUAACACAUUGCCUGUUCAGAAAUGUCUCCAUGUUUGA
This is a messenger RNA of Gossypium arboreum, 1089 nucleotides long. RefSeq lists its product as uncharacterized. Lineage: Eukaryota; Viridiplantae; Streptophyta; Magnoliopsida; Malvales; Malvaceae. The transcript is spliced from 3 exons. The coding region runs from base 1 to 1089 and encodes 362 amino acids. The record is from RefSeq and is a predicted model, not a curated record.